CCCUCGACCCGCAUAUUUCAUUUUCCACCCUAUCAAUCAGAAACCCUCCAGUUCUACCCUUUCAUUCCCCAACAAAGUCUGAAAUUCCUAGGGCUACGUUUCAUGGCAGAGGUGAUGAACAUGCCCCCCGACUCUGUCGACCAGUCCCCCAAGCCCUCCGCCAACGACGAGGCGCCACCGCCUGUGCCUGUGCCUGUGCCUGCGCCGCCACCGCGCAGGAGGGAGAGGGACAGGAGGGACGAGCGGGACGUGGAUCGGCCACCGGCCCGCCGCGAUUACUACGACCGGAACGCGUCGCCACAGCCAAGGGAGAGAGAGCGGGACUACAAGCGCCGCCGCAGCCCCAGCCCCCCGCCGUAUCGCGACCGCCGCUACUCUCCAUCUCUUCGCCGUUCGCCCCCACCUUUCAAGCGGAACAGGCGGGGGAGCCCCCGCGGCGGCUAUGGACCGGAGGAUAGGUUUGGCUAUGAUUAUCCUGGUGGAUAUGAGCGUGGGAUGGGGGGAAGACCUGGAUUUGCUGAUGAAAAGUCUCAUGGUCGGUUUAUGAAUCGUUCAGCUGGUGCAUAUCAAAAUGGACCUUCUGACUUUGAAUCAAAUCGUGGUGGUUAUGCAGAUUCAUCAAACACAGCGAGCACACAAAGGGAGGGCUUGAUGUCCUAUAAGCAAUUCAUUCAGGAGCUUGAAGAUGAUAUCUUACCUGCUGAAGCUGAGCGUAGGUAUCAAGAAUAUAAAACAGAGUACAUUUCUACUCAGAAACGUGCUUUCUUUGAUGCUCAUAAAGAUGAGGAGUGGUUGAAAGACAAGUAUCAUCCGACCAAUUUAGUUACUGUUAUUGAAAGGAGGAAUGAACAAGCUCGAAAUUUGGCGAAGGAUUUUUUGCUUGAUUUGCAGAGUGGAACACUUGACCUAAAUCCUGGUGUUAAUGCCUUAUCAUCAAACAAAUCGGGGUUAGCAAGCGAUCAAAACUCUGAUGAUGAAGCAGAGGCUGGUGGAAAACGAAGAAGACAUGGUAGAGGACCAGUUAGAGAAAAUGAUUUUUCGGCUGCUCCAAAGGCUCCCCUUGUUAGUACUGAGCCUAGAAGAAUACAGGCAGAUAUUGAACAAGCUCGGGCCCUGGUACGCAAGCUUGAUUCUGAAAAAGGGGUUGACAAUAAUAUUUUAUGCAGUGUUGGUCAUGACAAAACUGACAGUGAUAAGUCCCAUGGUGGAUCUGUUGGUCCAAUUAUAAUUAUACGAGGCUUAACAUCUGUAAAGGGCCUAGAGGGUGUCGAGCUUCUGGAUACACUUAUUACGUAUCUCUGGCGGAUCCAUGGUUUAGAUUACUAUGGCAUGGUUGAAACUAAUGAAGCUAAGGGUUUUAGGCAUGUAAGGCCAGAAGGAAAGAAUUAUGAAGAAACAACCAAAGCUGGGGCUGAUUGGGAAAAGAAACUUGACUCAUUUUGUCAAGAAAGGUUGAAAGGUCAGGAUCCCUUGGAAUUAAUGACUGCUAAGGAGAAGAUAGAUGCAGCUGCUGUUGAAGGCUUAGAGCCAUAUGUUAGGAAGAUAAGAGAUGAAAAGUAUGGAUGGAAGUAUGGCUGUGGAGCCAAGGGCUGUACGAAGCUUUUCCAUGCUUCUGAAUUUGUGCAUAAGCAUCUGAAGCUUAAACACACAGACCUUGUAAUGGAACUGACUUUGAAAGUGCGUGAGGAUCUCUAUUUCCAAAAUUACAUGAAUGAUCCAGAUGCUCCAGGUGGAACACCUGUCAUGCAGCAACCUCAGAAGGACAAGCCACAGAGGCGAAGACUGGGUAUGGAGAACCGAUUGAGAGAUGAUCGUGGCAACCGGAGGGAUCACGAACGUAUUGACAGGAUUAAUGAUGGUGAACGGUUUGAUAGGAAUGAGAAUUCCCCUUCCCGCGAUCGACAAUCUAAACCCGGUGUCCUCGAUGUAGGGAAUCAUGAUGACUCAAUGUAUGAUGCAUACAGUGGGCAAGCCAUUAGUGGUGUUGCCCCGUUUCCCUCAGAUAUACCUCCUCCACCAGUAUUAAUGCCUGUUCCUGGUGCUGGGCCUCUGGGACCCUUUGUUCCUGCCCCUCCAGAAGUUGCAAUGCAGAUAAUACGGGAGCAGGGGGUAGGGCCAUCCUCGUAUGAUGGCAGUGGCAGAAAAAUGCGACCUGGUCCUAAUAUUGGAGGGCCAACACCUAUUCUUGUUCCCCCAGCUUUUAGACCCGAUCCUAGACGGAUGCGAAGUUAUCAAGAUUUGGAUGCUCCGGACGAUGAAGUCACUGUGAUAGACUAUCGGAGUUUGUAAAGCCUCACUAGAUUGGCCUUUUUCCCCAAAUGCACGAUCGCUUCGGCUUCUUCGUCGAAUUAGAGAGUAAUCUUGUUUUGAGAUUGGCAUUGAGUGUGGCUUCAAUCUGAGGGCGGUGGUCUUUUAUUUGUACCAAUAAUUAGCUUCUUUUUCUUUGAACUUCCUCCUACAGUUGUUAGGGACCUGAGCAGAUUACUUAACACACACACUACCAGAUUUAACCAGAUUGUAGGCGGUUAGGGUUUUUAAAUUGGCAUGUUUUUUUGGGUAAAUAAAGACUAUUUGACCGAA
Molecule: messenger RNA, 2580 nt
Organism: Corylus avellana
Lineage: Eukaryota; Viridiplantae; Streptophyta; Magnoliopsida; Fagales; Betulaceae
Product: serrate RNA effector molecule
Biological process (GO): mRNA processing; primary miRNA processing
Cellular component (GO): nuclear body
Source: RefSeq, a predicted model, not a curated record